Molecule: messenger RNA, 1114 nt
Organism: Leptonychotes weddellii (Weddell seal)
Lineage: Eukaryota; Metazoa; Chordata; Mammalia; Carnivora; Phocidae
Source: RefSeq, a predicted model, not a curated record
GCCUAGUUCCUGUGGGCAGCACUUGAUGUGCCUGAACCCUCUCUUUUCUGCAAUUCAAGGGAAAGACGAGAUCUUGCACAAGGUACCCUGUGUCUGCCCUCCGCCAGGGAAGGCAGGCAUGGAGCCUCUCUGGCUGCUCAUCCUGCUCGCCAUCACAGAGCUGUCCGGAGCCCACAACACGACGGUGUUCCAGGGCAUGGUAGGCCGGUCCCUGCAGGUCUCCUGCCCCUACAACUCCUUGAAGCACUGGGGAAGACGCAAAGCCUGGUGCCGCCAGCUGGAUGCAGGGGGCCCGUGCCAGCGGGUCGUUAGCACCCACCGCUCAUGGAUACUGUCCUUCCUAACAAGGCGGAAUGGGAGCACAGCCAUCGUGGACGAUGCCCUGGGUGGCACUCUCACCAUCACGUUGCGGAACCUUCAAGCCCAUGACGCUGGCCUCUACCAGUGCCAGAGUCUGUACGGGGAUGAGGCCGACACCCUCAGGAAUGUCCUGGUGGAGGUGCUGGCUGACCCCCUUGAUCACUUGGACCCUGGAGAGCUCUGGAUCCCCAAAGAGUCCAAAGGCUUCAAGGACAUCCAUGUGGAGCCCAGCAUCGCCAGGGCAGACUUCAGUGUGUGGGCCACCCCAAGGCCUCCCUCAUGUCCUCCUUGUGUCUCCAAGGAGUCUCUCCAAAGAGGACAUGCCCUUCCCACCCACUUCCAUCCUUCUCCUCCUGGCCUGCAUCUUUCUCAGCAAGUUUCUAGCAGCCAGUGCCCUCUGGGCUGUGGCCUGGCGUGGGCAGAAACUGGGGACACCCUCGGCCAGUGAGCCGGACUGUGGCCACGACCCAGGUUCCCAGCUCCAGACCCUAACAGAGGGGCCAUGUGAGCAUCGGUCGGUUGCAGAGCGGAGAGACACAUGAGAGAAGAGGACCCCUGAUGGGACGAGGCCCAGGAGAGGCCUGCUGGAACCACCCCAGCCUGCACACUGGUCCCUCGGCCACCAAGACUCCUGGUUCUGCUUUGGCAAAAGGCCAGACUGCCCAUCCUCUGCUUCCCCUGGUCCUGGAAACAGAAGGGUGUGGGGGGGGGGAGGGGGAGAACAUUUGUCAACUUCUAUACACUGGGCAUUAAA